Messenger RNA from Sardina pilchardus (European sardine), 3840 nucleotides. Its product is annotated as trichohyalin-like. The record is from RefSeq and is a predicted model, not a curated record. Lineage: Eukaryota; Metazoa; Chordata; Actinopteri; Clupeiformes; Clupeidae. The coding region runs from base 208 to 3840 and encodes 1210 amino acids. Gene Ontology annotation, molecular function: GTP binding. The transcript is spliced from 6 exons.
GUGUGUGUGGUGAAGUGAAAGCAUCGGGGUGGAGAUUGAAGCUGUAGAUGUCUGUGAUGCCUGGGGUUGCUCAGUCAGUCUGAAGACUGGAGCAGAGGCAGACGCAGGAGAGAGAAAUAAGGGAGGAACGAGAGACGAAAAGAUCACAGACUACUGCAACAGGAGCCUGAGCAGAGAAGACAACAUUUCAACAGGCACAGAUACAGUAUGAGUGAGGAGUGGCGAGGAGCUCACCCAGGCUCUGUGGAGCUGCGGCUGGUCCUGGUGGGCACCUUCGACUGCGGCAAAACCCUGACGGCCGACACCCUGCUGGGCCAGAAGAGUCCGCAGCAGGACGCUCCCCGCUCCUGCGUCCUCCGCCAGGGGCUCUCCCACUCCCGCCGGCUCUCGCUGGUGGAGACCCCGCGCUGGUACUGGUCAGGGGCUCACCUGGACUCCGGCGUCCAGGAGGAGACCAAACAGGCGCUGUCGCUGGCCGCCCCGGGACCGCACGCCUUCCUCCUGCUGAUCCCCGUCAACCAGUUCACGGACAUGGAGCGCCAGGCACCCCAGGAGCUGGAGGAGGUGUUCGGGCGAGGCGUGCUGCAGCACACGCUGGUGGUGAUCACCUGCGGCGACUACCUGAUGGGCCGCACGGCCGAGCAGUACCUGGCCGCCGAGGACCAGGGCCUCAGGGAGGUCAUCGCGCUCUGCGGGGGCCGCUACCACGUCAUGAACAACCGGCAGCCCGAGGACAGAGAGCAGGUUAAGCAGCUGCUGGAGAAGGUGGAGCGCAUGGUGGCGCAGAAGGGAGGCUGCUACGUCCAGGGCACUCCCCUGCCCGGGAGCCCCGUCCUGACCGACGAGGUGGUGAUGGAGACGCAGCGCGGCGUGAGCGCGGAGCGGCCAUGGAACGCAGAAGUAGCUGACCACACAGAAUCAGCACUGACCACUGAGAUAGACAGAGCAGAGGCACGGAGGAGAGAGAACGAGAGAGAAGAGAGAGAAGGACUGGAGAAAGAGAGAGAGGAGAAAGAGAGACUGGAUGAGGAGAGACGCGAGGCGGAGAGAGAGAAGCUGGAAGAACAGAAGAGAGCAGCACUGGAGGAGGGAAAGUUAAAGAGUACGACUGAGGAGGCGAAGACAGUCAAGAAAUGGGAUGAAGAAGGAGUGGGAAACAAAAGAGGAGAGGAGAGUGAGAAGGAAAGAGAUGAGGAGCGAUUGAAGAGGAGAGAGAGCAGAAGAAAGGAGAGAUUAGAGAGAGAACAACGUGAGAAAGAAGAAAUCGAGAGAAUGGAGAGAGAGAGAGUAGAGAGAGAGAGAAUCAUCAAGGAGGAAGAGGAGAGGAGGAUUAAAGAGAGAGAACGACUAGAGAAGGGGAGAGAAGAGGAACGGUUAAAAAGGCAAGCGGAAAUGGAGAAAAGAGAGAGGGAGAGAAUAGAGAGAGAGCAACAGGAGAAAGCAGAGAUGGAGAGAAUACAGAAAGAGAGAGCAGAGAGAGAGAGACUCAUCAAAGAAAGAGAGGAGAGGGAAAGAGCAGAGAGAGAAAAACUGGAGAAGGAAAGAGAAGAGGAACGAUUAAAGAGAAGGGAGAGCAGAAGAAAGGAGAGAAUGGAGAGAGAACAGCGUGAGAAAGAAGAGAUGGAGAGAAUGGAGCAAGAGAGAGUGGAGAGAGAGAAAAUCCUCAAGGAGAGAGAAGAGAGGAGGAUUAAAGAGAGAGAACGACUCGAGAAGGAGAGAGAAGAGGAAUGGUUGAAGAUACAAGCAGAAAAUGAGAAAAGAGCGAGGGAGAGAAUAGAGAGAGAGCAACAGGAGAACGCAGAGAUGGAGGAGAGAAUACAGAAAGAGAGAGCGGAGAGAGAGAGAUUCAUCAAAGAGAGGGAGGAGAAGGAAGAGAAAGAGCAGGAGAAGGAAGAGGCAGGAGCGAAGGAGCAUGUCCAAAGGAGUGCAAGGAGAAGAGAAACGAUUGAAGAGAGGAGAGAAAGACUGCAACGAGCGAGAGGUGAGAGAGAAAAACUGGAACAAGAAAUAGCGGAGAGGGAGAGAACAGAGGCACUGAGGAGAGAGAACGAGAGCGCAGAGAGGGAAGGACUGGAGCGAGAGGAGAUGGAGAAAGAGAAGAAAGAGAAAGAACGAAUUGAGCAAGAGAGAGAAAGAUUUGAGCAGGAGAGACUGGAGAGAGAAAAAGAGAGAGAAAGACUUGAACGAGAAAAGGUCGAGAAAAUGGAGAGGAUGGAGAAAGAGAGGAAAGAAAGAGAGUUAAUCGAAAAAGAGAGAGAGAGAAUUGAGCAGGAGAGAUUGAAGAGAGAAAAAGUGAAAGAAAGACUUGAAAGAGAAAAGGCUGAGAAAAUGGAGAGGGCAGAGAAAGAGAGGAAAGAAAGAGAGUUAAUCGAAAAAGAGAGAGAAAGAAUUGAGCAGGAGCUACAAAGGAGAGAAAAAGAGAAAGAAAGAAUAGAGAAAGAAAGACUUGAACGAGAAAAAGCCGAGAGAAUGAGAGCAGAAAAAGAGAGGAGGGAGAGAGAGAGGAUAGAGAGAGAAAAACAACUGAAGGGAGAAAUGGCCACUUCAGCCCACCGGCCCAAUGGCCUCCACUCCCAGGUGUCGCCCCAGAGACAGCAACUCCUUGAGCAGAAGACCAAAGGCAGCUCCUUGCCAACUGCAGAGGGAGCCAUUCUCAGCCAGUUCUCCGAGACAGGCGAUAAGAAAACCCUCAAAAGCAUCCACCAUCGGAUCUCGACCGGAGAGGAUCUCUCUCCUAAGGCCCCGGAGCUGAGGCUGGUUCUGCUGGGCGGUACCGGGUCGGGGAAGAGCGUCGCGGGGAACGCCAUCCUGGGCCGGAGGGAGUUUGAGUCGCGGGCGGACACCGCGGUCACCCAGAGGUGUGAGAAGGGCCGGGUCAUCCUGGGCAACAAACGGGUGGCGGUGGUGGACACCCCUGACUGGUUCCGUUCCGAGCGUUCCCCGGCUGAGGUGCGCUCCCAGCUCUCGUCCUGCGUGGCCCUGUCCACCCCGGGCCCCCACGCCUUCCUCUUCUGCGUCCCGCUGCACCGGCCCGCCGACCCCGCUCAGCUGCAGGCCCUGGGGGCCCUGGAGGGCGUCUUCGGCCCCGGGGCCGUGAGGGGCCACACGCUGGUCCUCUUCACCCACGCCGACCGCCUGAAGGAGGGCUCAGCCGGGGCGGCCGGGGUGGAGGAGCACAUCGCGUCCAAGCGGCCGGACCUCCUGAAGCUGGUGGAGAAGUGCGGCGACCGCUACCACAUCAUGGAGAGGGCAGGGAGUGACGGACGAGGAGGAGGAGGAGGAGGAGGAGGAGAGGAGGUGGAGAGGAGGAGUGUGGAGGAGCUGCUGGAGAAGGUGGAGCAGACGGUGAAGGAGAGCGGAGGAGGUCACUACAGCUGCCCGCUCUACCAGGAGGCCGACAGCCGCGUCAGGGACCGGCAGGCCGAGCUGCUGCAGGCCAGGAGGGAGCGGAGCCGGGAGCAGCUGGGCACCCUGCGGGAGGAAGAGGAGGAGGAUGAGGAAGAGGAGGCGGAGAGGACCAGGGACGAGGCCGAGAAGAGCGUCCAGCUGGACUCGGUCCCCGCGCUCUCCCUCCCGCCCGCCAACGAGUCCAGCUCGCUCCUGCGCUCCGUGGGGGAGAAGGUGGCGGCCGGAAUGCUGGCCGGAGCAAAGAAGGUGCCGAAGGUCCUGGCCGGCGGGGCCCUGGUGGGGGGAGGACUGGGCGUCUUCCUCGGGGGGCUCAUCGGGGGGGUGGCGGGGCUCACGGGAGGGGUCGUGCUCGCGGAGGUGGCCAGACGGAAGUUCAGCGGCGAACAGACAGAGGGUGACGGACAGAAAGUUGACGAGAAGAAAGAGUCGUGA